GGGUGUUCCAGUAUAUAGGAAAGGCCGAGUGCCACUUCAUCAACGGCACCGAGCGGGUGAGGUACGUGGAGAGGCACAUCUACAACCGGGAGCAGCUCAUGCACUUCAACAGCGAUGUGGGGGUGUUUGUUGGGGACACCCCGUAUGGGGAGAUCCAGGCCAGGUACUGGAACAGCGACCCGGAAUUCCUGGAGUACCAACGGGGUGAGGUGGACAGGUUCUGCCGGCACAACUACGAGCUUGGUGCCCCAUUCAGCGUGGAGAGGAGAGUGCCCCCC
Molecule: messenger RNA, 278 nt
Organism: Neopelma chrysocephalum (saffron-crested tyrant-manakin)
Lineage: Eukaryota; Metazoa; Chordata; Aves; Passeriformes; Pipridae
Product: class II histocompatibility antigen, B-L beta chain-like
Exons: 2
Biological process (GO): antigen processing and presentation; immune response
Cellular component (GO): MHC class II protein complex; membrane
Source: RefSeq, a predicted model, not a curated record